GCAAUGGAGAGUUGUGUAAAUUGGUCUUAAAUAUUAUGAAAUAAUAUAAUAAUAUUUAUCAUUCAAAUGCAUUAUUGAUAAUUAAAUUUGUCUACUUAAAAUUUAUAGAUUUGAGUCAGAAGAAGUUAAAUCCCUUAACAAUCUACACCCGUGACUAUCUGAACAUCUGUUCAAUUUCAGCGACCGACCGACCAUGUUUUAUAAUAUUUUAAAACGCUCGUUUCAAGCAAAUAUCAAGAAUGUGAAUAACUUAAAUUUACUACGGUUGAGCAGCUCAAAUGGACCCCAAGGCGAUAUCAAAGAUGCGAUGGAUAUAGAGGCCAAUCUCUUUGGGAAUUCAGAUUUAAAGCAUGAGCCGGUAAACACGCGGGAAGCUUUACGCAAGAACCGAACCAAACCGUCUGUGUCUAGGAAAGUCAAGGAAGGUAGUGCUCCAGUAGUUCCUCGCAAAUUUACAGCUCCCGGAAUACCCGCUCCCCGUAAAGCUCCAGUUCCUGCUCCAGUGAUUAAGGACAGUGAGCUUAGUCUGGAGUUUGUGCGUCUUACUCUGCAGGAUCCUUUGACCAGCACUCUGUUAACUACGGUGCGUUCCCGGAAGCGAAGGGACAAGAACAGACAAAUAAUCGUCGAAGGUAGGCGGCUUAUCCUGGAAGCCUUGCAAUGCGGUCUCAAAAUGGAGACACUCUUGUUCAGCCAGAAGGAUCAGUUGACUUUGGUGAAGGAGGAAGUGGGCAGGGCGCAGGUUGAGACCCACACCAAGAUUUAUAAGGUGCCGCAGCAUGACCUAAAGACAUGGUCUUCGUUGGUAACCCCUCCCGGUCUGAUGGCCAUUUUUGACAGGCCCUCAGAAAAAGGCUUAGAGAAGAACCUGGCAGAGCAACAGAGUCUGGGCACUAAGCCCUUGCCCAUUACAGUUGUGUGCGACAAUAUCAGGGAACCAAACAACCUGGGCAGCAUUAUAAGGACCUGUGCCGCUCUACCCUGCAGCCAGGUGGUGGUUACCCAUGGCUGCUGCGACCCUUGGGAGUCGAAGUCCUUAAGAGGGGGUUGUGGCGGCCAGUUUCGAGUGCCUAUUCGAGAUGAUGUCCCCUGGGAUGAGCUUUCGUUAACCAUUCCCCCCGAAGCAGCCGACGAUUGCCAUGUUUUCAUUGCGGAAAGCAACCAAAACAAGAGGGAACAUAACCAGACUAUCGAUUAUGCAGAAAUCAAGGACAUCGGAACCCACAAUCUGCUCAUUAUUGGCGGUGAGAGUCAUGGAGUCAGUGAGGAAGCUUAUCGUUUCUUAAACUUGGUUGGGCGCAAAGGAAAAUGCGUUUAUAUACCCCUGGCAGCUGGAAUUGAUAGCUUGAAUGUGGCAUCUGCUUUGACGUUAUUGCUCUUCGAGAUGCGAAGAAAACUUAAUGAGCAGGCCAUUGUUAAAGAUUAAGUUAGAACAAAAGGCUAACAAUAUAUAUAAUUCGUUCAAAAAACAGCACUUCAACUAUUCGGAACUAAUUUGUAGUUAUCUAUUUAGAAAAUAUGAUUCAGAACAUAACGUA
Molecule: messenger RNA, 1538 nt
Organism: Drosophila eugracilis
Lineage: Eukaryota; Metazoa; Arthropoda; Insecta; Diptera; Drosophilidae
Product: rRNA methyltransferase 3, mitochondrial
Exons: 2
Coding region: 194-1426 (410 amino acids)
Biological process (GO): RNA processing
Molecular function (GO): RNA methyltransferase activity; RNA binding
Source: RefSeq, a predicted model, not a curated record